Molecule: messenger RNA, 204 nt
Organism: Necator americanus (New World hookworm)
Lineage: Eukaryota; Metazoa; Nematoda; Chromadorea; Rhabditida; Ancylostomatidae
Exons: 4
Coding region: 1-204 (67 amino acids)
Source: RefSeq, a predicted model, not a curated record
AUGCACAUUGAUUCUCAAAAUUUAUUACCAACUCCUGUCCCAUUUCCAAAGCAACCGUUGGAUAGUGGAACUCCUCAUAGAAAAAAAGACAGAUUCGAACGCAAAGAAUAUGAAGUGGAUGCGGUCAUUACGCAAACAACUUCAUCCAGAACAAAUUUGUUAGUAAAGAAAAUUGCAAACAUCUUUGAAACUGUCCUGUGCUAA